Anguilla rostrata (American eel) is the source of this 4172-nucleotide messenger RNA. It is a transcript of the gene dbr1, whose product is annotated as debranching RNA lariats 1. Bases 409 to 2130 code for a protein of 573 amino acids. Gene Ontology annotation, cellular component: nucleus. Gene Ontology annotation, molecular function: RNA lariat debranching enzyme activity. The transcript has 9 exons. Lineage: Eukaryota; Metazoa; Chordata; Actinopteri; Anguilliformes; Anguillidae. The record is from RefSeq and is a predicted model, not a curated record. Gene Ontology annotation, biological process: mRNA splicing, via spliceosome.
UUUAACGGAAUUGUAUGUGCGCACGCGCGUGUGUUCAAGCCAUUUUCGGUGGGAAGGAGGGUAGCUAGCUAGGACGGUGGUGCUUGCAGCCUGGCUGCAGCGAUAGUGUUUGUUUUACCUGUAAUUGCGAAUUUGGAAUAUUUAGUGUUCCUCUGUAAACAGAGAAUGUACUGUCCAGAUAGCCUCUACGAGAGAAGACAGACAUAAUUUCGUACUCUCGUUCCCGUCCUCAAGCGCUUCCUUGCACGGAGCAAUUAAGCGUCAGUCCGUCUCUCAACACUGAAGCAGCAUAGGCUGAGUGUCAACGAAUGAGAACCGUAGCGCUGGACUGCAACCUUGCGCGCGGCGGAGGAGACUAGAGCGUAGAGCGAACAGGUGGGCGAGGGGGGUCGAACGCGCGGAGCGGCCAUGAAGAUCGCAGUGGAGGGCUGCUGCCACGGCGAGCUCGACAAGAUCUACGAGACGAUUGGCUACCUGGAGCGCAAGGAGGGCGUGACCGUGGAUCUGCUGCUGUGCUGCGGAGACUUCCAGGCUGUGCGCAAUGAGGGCGAUAUGAAGUGCAUGGCGGUGCCGCCCAAGUACAGGAGCAUGCAGACAUUCUACAAGUACUACUCUGGUGAAAAGAAGGCUCCAGUCCUGACCAUCUUCAUUGGGGGCAACCACGAGGCCUCGAACCACCUGCAGGAGCUGUCUUAUGGGGGCUGGGUGGCCCCCAACAUCUAUUACUUGGGUUAUGCUGGAGUGGUGCGCUACAAAGGGAUAAGGAUCGGUGGCCUGUCAGGAAUCUUCAAAUCGCACGACUACAGGAAAGGACACUAUGAGUUCCCACCGUACAGCCAGGAAACACUGCGAAGCGUCUACCACAUCAGGAACAUUGACAUCUUCAAGCUGAAGCAGAUCCAGCACCCCAUGGACAUCUUCAUGUCGCACGACUGGCCGCGCGGUAUCUAUAACUACGGCAGCACCGAGCAGCUGCUGCGGAAGAAGAAGUUCCUGCGGCAGGAAGUGGAGACCAACACGCUGGGCAGCCCCGCCGCGGCCGAGCUGCUGGCCCACCUGCAGCCGGCCUACUGGUUCUCCGCCCACCUGCACGUCAAGUUCGCCGCCUUCGUGCAGCACCAGGCCCAGGGCGACUGUGCUCCGCGCACUACCAAGUUCCUCUCUCUGGACAAGUGCCUCCCACACCGGGACUUCCUGCAGGUGGUGGAGCUGGCAGACCGGCCUGGCUGCUCUGAGCAGCUGGAGUAUGACCCGGAGUGGCUGGCCAUCCUGAAGGCCACAGACUGCCUGCAGAGACCCUCACCCGGGCCCUGGAACCCCCCCCAGGACAACGGGCUGCACAGCAAGUGGGACUACAGUGCCUCAGAAGCGGCCAUGUUGGAGGUGGUGGGGGACCUGGGAGGGGAGCUCCAUAUCCCCGAAAACUUCUGCGUCACGGUGCCGGCCUACGACCCCAGCCGCCCCCAGCCCCAGGUGGCCCCCGCCUACGCCACCAACGCUCAGACCACGGAGCUGUGCGCCACCCUGGGCCUGACCGACGUCUACGCCAAGGCGGGGCGCGCCGCGGGCUCCGGAGAGGCAGGGGGCAAGGGCGCCUCCGAGGAGGAGGAGGAGGAGGAAGAGGAGGAGGAGAACCAGAGCACGGGCAGCGCGGAGGAGCCCAGCGAGUACCCCACCGACACCUCGGGCCUGUCCAGCUCCUACAACCCCGACGAAAUCACCAUCGAGGACGAGUGGGAGGAAGAGGAGGAGGAUGGAGGGGGUGGGGUGAAGAAGGGGGCCGGCCCCCCCAGCCUGAGCCCCGACGCCGUGGUCCCGGAGGGGCAGGGCGGCGCCCAGGACGCAGACAGCCCCUCCAGAGACCUGGCCUCCAGCCGCCUGGUCCUGCCCCCUCCCCGGCUGUCCCUCCCCCUGGACCUCCCUCCCCCCGCCCACUCCACUCCUGGCUCCGCCUCCCCGUCCCACUGCAGCCCAACGGAGGAAGGGAGCCCCCUGCUGGUGAGGAUCCCCAAGCGCACCAGCGGGGAGGCGGGAGCCCCCGGCAGCGCCGGCAACACCCCAAAGAUCAAACGCCGGAACCAGACCAUCUACACCGCCCCGGACGACGAGGAGGAGGAGAGCGAGGGGUAGAGGCAGGAGAGCGAGGGGUAGAGGGAGGAGAGGGGGAUAGAGGGGGUAGGGGGAGGAGAGAGGGAGGGAUAGGGAGAGGGGAGGGACAGAGGGAUGUGUGUGGGGUGAAAGAGAGAGAGAGAGAGACGCUGUAACGUACACUACCGCUGAGCGUGUUUUUAUCCCCAGCAGAAGGGAGGGUCCUGUAAAGAGGCCGAUGGGACCCUCUACUGGACUGUGUAUUGGGCUCUGUGGAGUUCAGAAUUAUUCUCAUUCCUGACGUCUGGGAAUGUUAAACCAGCAAGGAGUCAUUUGUUUUAAGAAGAGGGGGAUGAUUUUAUGCUUCUCCUAUGAAUUUUUUUAAAGAGAAAGGGGGGAAAUGUUUUCACUUAAUUGUGUAUUUAGUUUGAUUCCCCCCCCAAAUCAUGCGGAUUUUAACACGUCGUUCCCCAAAGAUCUAUUAUAUUUGUUGAAUUUGACCAAGAUGACGGUGAUCGCAGUUGGGGGGCGUAUGAUUUUUGUUUUUAAAUUAUACGGGUGGUUUUCAUGUAUGUUAAUUCCCCUCUGACCACUCUGUACAAAGUCUAAUGUAGAGAACAAAGACCUGUGUAGAGCAAGGCUACUCAAAUCCAGGUCCUGGGGGCCACAGCAUCCUUAGGUGUUUGAUCCAAUCAUCUACUACACCACCAGAUGUCACUAAUGAGCUCACGUCCUGGAACAAGGAGGUAGAAUACUUGGCGAUAUCUGGUGGUGUAGUACAUGGUCAGACCAAACACCUGCAGAAGCUGUGGCCCCAAGGACCUUGAGUUGAGUAGCAUCGGUGUAGAGAAACCAUUUUUUUCUCACAGAGAACUAUAAACGGUGUUAAAAUGAAUCUGCUUUGCCAUUUAUUUCACUUGUUCCAGUAAGCACUGCAGAAGUGUUCAGUGCUUGCUUUGGCCACAUGCAGUUUAUUUCCCUUGAUAGUUCUCUUGCAGUUCCACAAUGGUACUGUUUAUUUGUCUGUAACCCACAACAGGGACACACACACACACACACACACACUGUAAGCUGAAAGGUAUACACAGUGAUAGUAAUUGGCCUCAAUUCUUGUUUUUAUGAAACUGCCUGGGCUCGAUAAGUACCAGUUUAUGCACAGAACAUUUUUUAAAAUCUUGGCGUGAGCAAAUCUGCACUGAUCACCUUAACCACAGAAGAGUGUAUGUGCAGAGUUAUAUGCAAUAUUGGGAGGAUAUGCAGCUUGUUUAAACUAUUAUCACAGUCAGAUUUUAAUCAAACAAGUGCUGAGAUUAUGUAGUGCUUUUAAAGCAGUUGUCCGCAUAAAGUCACUGGCACACUGUAAUUGUUGGAUGUUGGCAUGACUUUCUCACACAUUUAAACUUUUUUACUGAUCACUUUUUAAAAGAAUUUAAAACCGAAAAAUAUGAGUGGUCCCCUGUGCUUGAAGUACAUCCACACACACCCGUCCUCAUCUAGAAUAAGAGCCCACAGUGUUUUCCUUUAAGUCUUUUAUUUGUACAGGUAAAUCCAGUGACUGUGCAGCCUAACCAGUGCUCUGCCGAGCGUUACUCUGUCCCCUUGGGUGUGGAGAAUCGGUGUGCUGCCGGGCCCGGAGCACCAGAACCCGCUCGAGCGCCCGACCGCCUGUGCCCACGUUCGGACCGGCGCCAGCCUGCUCCGGCCGGCACCCCGCGAAUCGGCCGCCACCCUACCCCGCCAGCCGCCCGAAGGCCGUGUCUAAAUUGUUUUGUUUUUUUUGGGGGGGGGGGGGGGCUUGUGUGAUGUUCCUAGGAGGCACCUCUGCACUUCAAACACAACAGAACAGUGAAAGGGGACCUGGGGGGGGGGGGGGUGUUGUUUCUCAUUGUUGUUUCACAAAGCAGGAUUACCGAAUGAGCUGGAUAACUGCGCCGAGUGAAAACCCGGAACGGCUCCUAUUACUUCGCUCCAUGCUCCAGUUUUAGGAGGAUUCCGGGUUUUACUCCGCGCAGUUAUCCGGCUGUAACUCUGUGAUCCUGCUUCGUGAAGCACGGACCUGGUGGGCGAGAUCCGGUAAGAAAACG